Messenger RNA from Coprinopsis cinerea okayama7#130, 657 nucleotides. RefSeq lists its product as hypothetical. Bases 1 to 657 code for a protein of 218 amino acids. Lineage: Eukaryota; Fungi; Basidiomycota; Agaricomycetes; Agaricales; Psathyrellaceae. The transcript is spliced from 2 exons. The record is from RefSeq and is a predicted model, not a curated record.
AUGUCAGUGACUUCCAUGGAACUUCUGGCACUCUUAUUCGCAGUGUUUAUUGGCACUGCAAUCUCUCGCUUUGUUUUCCAUCUUACGAGGUUGAUCUACCUCUGGACUGUAUUCGACGACGAGAAAACGACCGCGUUUGCAACGCACUACGACUCUGAUUCCCCCACAAUUGGGUACAGAGAUGAAAAGAUUCCCAACCUUUCCUCUUGCAAACGCGAUCGUUGCCACUCCGAUGAUCAGGCCAACAAAGAAAGAACCGUUUCCGAAACCGUGAUUCAUAUGCCCCGCAUCUCCUCGACACUGUACCCUCGACAUCUCCCCCUACUUCCUCCCAGCCCUCUCAUUCCUCGCGGAGAAGAGAAAGCUCGAGCUCAUGUAUGGGGUCCAGCAACAAAGGUCACGAAACCAGGCAAAAGAAGGUUCCGCCGCAUCGCAUCCCAAAUUUAUCCUCACUCGGAUAACGCUGCGUUCGACUGGUGUUAUUAUGCCACUGUCCAUCAUCCCAGAGUCGUUUCUCUCAAUCCUACCGCGCGUCGGAUGGUCAUGCCCCUGCCAGAGCCGACUACAGUUGCUGUCGCAAUUAACGCUCGGAAGUCGGCUAAGAUGCAAGGUCGACCAUUCUUUCUCCCCGCACCCAGGACCGCGUCGUCUCAAUGA